This is a messenger RNA of Anolis sagrei ordinatus, 3255 nucleotides long. RefSeq names its product cilia and flagella associated protein 69 (gene CFAP69). NCBI's taxonomy places the organism in Eukaryota, Metazoa, Chordata, Lepidosauria, Squamata, Anolidae. Gene Ontology annotation, cellular component: non-motile cilium; sperm midpiece. The record is from RefSeq and is a predicted model, not a curated record. Gene Ontology annotation, biological process: positive regulation of flagellated sperm motility; response to odorant; olfactory behavior.
GCUGAGAAAAGGGAGGUUGGAGGGCGGGCCUUUCCUCCUGGAAACGCUCGCUGGCCUCGGACUGAGCGUUCACCUCCACCCCAAGGCGUUUCUGCCUCCCUCAGGCCUGCUAUUGCGGAGCAGGCCGCGCCCGCUGCCAUGGCAACGGCGCGCGGCGUGUGUUGUUGCGGGCUUCUCUGCUGCCGCCUCAGCGAGGCCUGGGCGCCCAAACCGGAGCCAUGGCUUCCCCGACCCUCCGGCCUCUGGCCGCGCCGAGCCUCCUGCUCCCCUCCGUCGGGGAGAAAAGAAGGCCGCUCUCCCCUUCCCCGGGCCUCGAGGAGACUUGGGAGGGCGAACUGGGCGGCUUCGAACAGGGAAAUCGUGUGAAAUCUGUGGACCUUAAUCAUGUUAUCAAACUGCUUGAAGAACCAGAAUCAAGUACUACAGAAGAACAGCUCCAAGUGCUAGAGAAGGUUGCAAAACGUUAUCGAUAUGGGAUUCUUCUUAACGAUAUAGCACAAAUUUCUAAAAUUUUAAACUUAUGUGCAGAAAGAAGUCACAUAGACAUAGUUUUUAUUGAACCUACAUGUGAAAUUCUUAAAUUAUAUGGGUUACCUUUUUCCAAGAAGAAGUUAUCUGAUGAAGUAACCUAUGCCAAAGAAGUUCAAGAAGCAAUAUCACAACUGGGUUGUCUGAUGAGAGUGCCUUGUUCUCAAGUAAGGAUACAGAUCUGUAAAAGUAUUAUUAACUUUUACCAUGCGGAGCCACCAAAGAAAGAAUUUCAAGUUUACCAACCUGUAAGUGCAAACUAUAAAAAACAUAUGGUGGAAUUAGGAGGCUUAGCAGAAACUUUGGUCUUGUCACUCACGUUAGUUGAAAAUCAACUUACUGAGAAAUUAUGGAUAAUUAAAACUCUGCAGCAUCUUUCCAUUUCUGAAACAAACUGCCAGCUUAUGAUGAAAGCUCAAGCACCAAUAAGGUUGUGUUCUCAUCUGAACGAUGUUGAUCCCACUGGGCAGCUGUUAUUCCGUUCCUCCGAAAUCCUCUGGAAUUUAUUGGAAAAUACAUCAAGGAAUGAAAUUAUUGAUCAGCUUAAUAACUUGGAAUGUGUACAAGCUCUGAAAGAAGCAUUUACACACUUACUUUUACAUAGUUCCCGCCAUUAUGAUCGUCAACUAAGAAAUGACAUUUUGGUGAUAGCCACCCUUGUAGCUCAGAACUCAGGAACACCAAUGAUUGAAACUGGAUUUGCCAAGCAAUUAAUACUGUUUGCCACCUUUACUGAAGUUAAAAGUCAUAAUCCCUUGGUAAAAGGCCUCAAGAUUACUUCCUCUUACGAAGAUUUUGAGUUGAAGAAACUGCUGCUUAACAUGCUUACUGUUCUAGCAAACGAUUUAUGUUCUGUGCAGCUGCUUCAUGAGGGUAAAGUUAUUUUGGCUUUGUUUUAUUAUCUAAAACCAAAUGAAAAGACGGGAUCAGUUGGCAUGUCUGCAGCACAGUUUGAAGAGUUACAGCUUCUAGCAAUUGCUACUUUAGCCACAGUGGCUCCCUUGCUAGUAGAAGACUACAUGACGAACUAUGGAAAUACACGCCUUCUCAUGUUCCUAGAGUGGUGCUUGAGUAAUGCACCCUUCUUUGCUCAAGGUAACAGUUUUCAUGGUACAGGUGGUCGUGGCACCAAACUUGCCCAGAUGCGGUAUUGCCUAAAAGUGCUGAAUCCUGUUGUAUCACUUUGUGAUGAGGCUGUGAAUCUUGAUCUUUGUGAUAAUGGGGCAAUUCAUCAGCUAUUAGAUAUCCUAAAGAAAACCACAAGCAAAUAUGAAGAAGAUGCCAUUGUGCUGGAAAUUCAGACUGAUGUUUUCCUUAUCCUAUCAAAUCUUUGUGAAAAUAAUACUCAUAGAAAGGAACUCUUUGGAUGGGAUGGAAUAGAUAUACUUAUUCCAUUUUUGAAGAUGGAUGCCAAGAAAUUAUACAGUGGAUUGGGUCACAAUCGUCUACUUUUUAGUGCUCUGGACUGUUUAUGGUGCUGUGUCUUGGGGUGUAUCAUUUUAGAGGACUAUUUUCUUGAAAGAGAAGGAAUCUUCACUCUCCUUGAUUUGUUGAUGCUAGAUCAGAAGAAUGUGUGCAAUUUGGUUCUUGGACUAUUAGUUGAAUUUUGUGACAACCCUAAAACUGUUUCCCAUAUCAAUGCUUGGCGAGGGAGGAAAGGCCAAACAGCAGCAAGUAUGUUAAUAAAUUUGUGGAGACAAGAGGAGGAGGACAUGGGAGUAAAACAUGAUAAAGUUGGCAAAAUUGUUGACACAAAGAAGCCAUUAAUGAGCCAGUUCCAGAAAACCCAAGAAGUGAUUCCAAUGCCUGCCAAUUGUCCCACUAUUGCCAUAAUGGAUGUUGCUGAAAACAUGAGAGCCAAGAUUUAUUGUAUCAUUUGUAAACUAGGUUUUGAAAAUUUGCCUGGCCUAACCACGAAGGAUUUUGUCACACUUGCUAUCAUACGUAGAUAUCUUGACUUCAAGGUUGGUGAAGUCUGGAGUGAAAUAUGUGCAGAACUUAAAAAAGAAAAUUUCAAACCAGUCACUCCUGACCCAGAAGUAUUGCAGGUUGUUACUGAAGCAUUUGAAAAUGUUGGAAAGAUGGUGCUUUCCCUUCAGACUGAAAUGCUAGAAAGCCAGAAAUACCAGGAAAUUCAGGAGGAAGAAAAAUGUUAUGCUAAGAUUCAUUCACUUCAUAAGCAAAGGGAAAUGGUCAGCAAGUCUUGGGAAAAUUUCUUAACUCGGACAUCAAAUUAUGAGGCUUUAAAGCAAGCAAAAAGACUUCAGGAAAAAUCCAUAGAAAUUUCUAGAUCAAAAGUGAAGUCAUUUAAGGCAACACUCCAUCCAACUGACAUUAAAGGCCUAAAUACAACUAUUGCAUCUGGUCGCCUAGUAACAGUGGAAAGUACACCUUCUGAAUUGACUGGAGGCCCACUGGCUGAUACAGAUCUUGCACUUAAAAAGCUCCCUAUUCGUGGAGGAGCUUUAAAAAGCAUCAAAGAGGUUAAAGUAAUAGAAUCAUUCAAAAAAGGUUCAGUAUCUGUAAAAUAAAUAUUCCCCAUACUGUUCUAGACAGCUCUCUUAUAUUUUUUAAAUUAACGUGUGUGUAUGCAUGUAUGUGUGUAUAUAUAUAUAAGCACCUAUUUGUGCCACACUGGGAAAUAUAGUUAUUUUUAAAUAGCUUUUUUGGCUCUAUUAAUAAUGCGGACAUCAUGAUGCUAUUGAAUAAAUUCAAUGCAUGUCAAAA